This is a messenger RNA of Verticillium alfalfae VaMs.102, 927 nucleotides long. RefSeq names its product CDP-diacylglycerol-inositol 3-phosphatidyltransferase. Bases 1 to 927 code for a protein of 308 amino acids. Lineage: Eukaryota; Fungi; Ascomycota; Sordariomycetes; Glomerellales; Plectosphaerellaceae. Gene Ontology annotation, biological process: phosphatidylinositol biosynthetic process. Gene Ontology annotation, molecular function: CDP-diacylglycerol-inositol 3-phosphatidyltransferase activity. The record is from RefSeq and is a predicted model, not a curated record. The transcript has 4 exons. Gene Ontology annotation, cellular component: membrane; Golgi apparatus.
AUGUCCUCGUCAACCCGAUCCUCGAAGAAAUCCAGUUCCAGCUCGUCCAAGGUCUCGCGCAAGGCCUCUCCGGAGCAGCAGCCCCUGGUCAACGGCAACGGCAACGCCAGCGCCAAAUCCAGCAGCAAUGGCACCGCCGCCACGGCCGCUUCUUCUACUGCGGUAGUCGAGGAAGAGAAUAUUUUCGUCUUCUAUCCCAACAUUAUUGGCUACGUUCGCAUCGUCCUCGCCAUCGCUUCGCUCUACUACAUGCCGCUCCACCCGCGAACCUGCUCCCUCCUCUACAGCGUCUCCUGUCUCCUCGACGCCCUCGAUGGGUACGCCGCUCGCAUCUUCGACCAGUCGACACGCUUCGGCGCCGUGCUCGACAUGGUCACGGACAGGUGCACGACAUCCUGCCUCCUCAUGUUCCUGGCCUGCGCCUUCCCCCGCUGGACCAUCGUCUUCCAGCUCCUCAUCACCCUCGACUUUGCCAGCCACUACAUGCACAUGUACGCCUCGCUCACCAUGGGCGGCGCCGGCACCAGCCACAAGAAUGUCGAUAAGGAGCGCAACUGGAUGCUGAACCUCUACUACACCAACAAGACCGUCCUCUUCGUCUUCUGCGCCCUCAACGAGCUCUUCUUCAUCGCCUUGUACCUCCUCUCCUUCUCGUCGCCGCUCCUCUCUCCCUCUCUGCUCAAGAGCGUCGGCGAGACGGGCGCCGCGGCGCUCGAGCUUGCCCGGCGCCAACAAGGAUGGACUCGUUCUGGCCCUGGUCCUCAACCGGCGUCAGCUUUCCCCGUCAUGGCCGCCAAGCAGUUCAUCAACGUCGCCCAGCUCGUCAACGCGAGCAAGUGGCUCGGCCGAGGGCAACCUGCAGGUAAGGCGGAACAGGGCCUCCCCAAGAAGAAGAAGAGGCUUGAGUUAUGCUUGACGUGGCCCUGA